UUAGGGCUCUCUGUGCAAGCAGAGAUAGGCUCUGUCUGAAUUGACAGCACACUCUUAAUUGUGUCUAUGACGAGAGGACAUCACGUCAAAACCAUUAACACUGGGAUGGGGUGACAUGAGCAGUAUUGAUCCCUUCAGGAUAGAUGGCCUCGGAUGAUAUAAAACUGAACAUGCCGGCUGGGGCAAGAGCACUGAAGACUGAAGUUCCCCCUUGAUCCUCUCAACAUGUUGUCACUGGCACUGCUCUACAUUCUGGCUGUGGUUUGCUCUGCGCGGAGAACUCAUGCUCUUCCUCUGUAUUCAGACACAGCACUGCCACAGCAGGAAGAACUGAUUCAGAAACUGGUGGCAGAGGUCGAGGAGAGACAAAGCAAUGAUUUAACAGAGCAAAGGGACAUCAAAACUGUCCUCCCUGUCCUGAUCCAGAGAGGUACAAAAGACAUUUUGCAGCAAGAGAAAAUGAAUAACAUGGUGGAUGACUUAAAAGCAGUUGUUUUAAAACUAGCAGCAGCUGAUAACCUGCGUUCUCAAGGCUAUCUACGAUCUGAGCAAAACUUGCCCAAAAACAAUAAGAGAGCCUGUUUUUGGAAAUAUUGUGUUACAAACUAGGAAUGAAUCGGCUGAGAUGGACAGAGGACCAGCCUAACAUCCCUUCAUGUACAAACACUUAAAAUGUAUGCCUUUGUUUCCCCCCAUAAAAUAUCCAUUCAGCUGCCCUUUGACAUUGUGAAUAUUGUUUUAUAUUUAUAUAUAGAUAUAUAAAGUAAUCUAACAGGAAUAUGAAUGUAUUUUGUAUCAUAAAUGAAAACUGACCUAGAACUGCAACUGUAAAAUAAAUAUAGUCUAGGUAAAAACUGAUCAGUUGUAAUAUUUGUGUAUUUUUGUUUUGUUUUUCAAUCCAGUCAUCACCAUCUUUUACCAAAGCUCUGGAUAUGCUUUGACAUUCACACGAAAAGAGAAAGACAAAGUGGUGAUAUGUAUGAUAUUAAUUUUAUUUGAAGUAAAAUCUGAAAGAAAGCA
Messenger RNA from Rhinichthys klamathensis goyatoka, 1020 nucleotides. It is a transcript of the gene urp1, whose product is annotated as urotensin-related peptide 1. Gene Ontology annotation, molecular function: hormone activity. NCBI's taxonomy places the organism in Eukaryota, Metazoa, Chordata, Actinopteri, Cypriniformes, Leuciscidae. Gene Ontology annotation, biological process: blood vessel diameter maintenance; regulation of blood pressure. Gene Ontology annotation, cellular component: extracellular region. Bases 226 to 609 code for a protein of 127 amino acids. The record is from RefSeq and is a predicted model, not a curated record. The transcript is spliced from 5 exons.